GGUGUCCGUCACCUUCAUACUUAGAGUUUUCCGAGCUCUUUGCAUGUACUCGAACCAACUCGGCAGCCCCCACAACCCCCACAGAGGCGGCAAGCACUCAUCUGCAGGCUUUCUAGCUGCUCAUUGAUACCUCCUUCAUCGGUUUCAUUCAAAUCUCACUCUUAUAUACUUACAACAAUGUCUUCCCAACUUCCUGCCACAACCUCUUCAGGUUACAACACCCCCGACUCUGAAUUGGAGUCCAUCGUUCCAGUUCACCCGACUGCUGUUCGUCGCCCUGACUACAUAACCGUACAGUCCGAAAACACCGUGUACACUGACAAUCAUAUUACCGCCAAGUAUCUCUACCGCGGUGCUGAUGUAGUGGUCUCGGACGGCCAGUUCACCGUUACGCCCACUGUCAAACCUUACGAGUUCCAGACCGUCCGUAACGUUGGCAAAACUGGACUUAUGAUGAUCGGUAUGGGAGGCAAUAAUGGUUCCACCCUCUGCGCGACCAUCCUCGCAAACAGGCACCACAUGUCCUGGCACACCAAGGAAGGUGUUCAGCAGCCUAACUACAUCGGCUCUGUCCUCCGUGCAUCCACUGUUCGCAUUGGUACCGAGCCGGGCACUGGUAAGGAAGUCCACGUCCCAAUUUCUGAUGUGCUUCCUAUGGUACACCCCAAUGACCUUGUUCUUGGCGGCUGGGACAUUUCCGGUCUGCCAAUGGACAAGGCGAUGGAACGUGCCAAGGUACUCGACUAUGAUCUUCAGCGCCAAGUUAAGCCCCAUAUGGCUCUCCUUGCUAGCCCUCUUCCUUCCAUCUACUAUCCCGACUUCAUUGCUGCCAACCAGGAGGCCCGUGCAGACAAUGUCGUACCUGGCACUGACAAGCAGGCUCAUCUCGAGCACAUUCGGGCUGACAUUCGCCGCUUCAAGGCCGAGAACCAGCUUGACCGUGCCAUUAUAUUCUGGACGGCGAACACGGAGCGUUACAGCGACCUCAUCCCCGGUGUCAACGACACGGCUGACAACCUCCUUGCUUCAAUCAAGAACUCGCACUCAGAGGUGUCUCCCUCGACAGUCUUUGCUGUCGCUGCCAUUCUCGAGGGCGAGCCAUUCAUUAACGGUGCUCCCCAGAACACUUUCGUGCCUGGUGUCAUUGCCUUGGCCGAGCGCGAGAAAUCUUUCAUUGGUGGUGAUGACCUGAAGUCUGGUCAGACCAAACUGAAAUCCGUGCUCGCCGAGUUCCUCGUAAACGCUGGUAUCAAACCGCUCUCUAUUGCGUCAUACAACCAUCUUGGAAACAACGAUGGGCACAAUUUGAGCGCAGAGCCGCAGUUUAAGAGCAAGGAAAUCAGCAAGAGCAGUGUGGUGGAUGACAUGGUGGACGCCAACCGUUUGCUUUACAAGCCUCCUGUUCCAGGCGCGAAGGGCAAGGCGGCCAAGGGUGAGCACCCUGAUCACAUUGUUGUGAUCAAGUACGUGCCUGCAGUCGGUGACUCCAAGAGGGCGAUCGAUGAGUACUACUCUGAGAUCUUCUGUGGCGGGAGACAGACCAUCAACAUCUUCAACGAGUGCGAGGACUCUUUGCUCGCGACACCAUUGAUCCUCGACUUGACCAUUCUCACUGAGUUGCUUACUCGUGUCAAGUACCGCGGAGUGGGUCAGACUGAAUUUGCGCCCCUUUACCCUGUCUUGUCGCUCCUCUCAUACAUGUGCAAGGCGCCUCUCGUCAAGCCUGGCACCGACGUCGUCAACAGCCUCGGCAGGCAGCGCAACGCGCUCGAGAGCUUCCUGAAAGCCUGCAUUGGCCUUGAAGGCAACAGCGACUUGCUCUUAGAGACUCGUAUCUGGUAGAUGCCUGGUUUCAACAACCACAACUGAAUGACGCUUAUCUUCACAUCGAUACACGUGGUCUUCAACUGAUCUC
Molecule: messenger RNA, 1915 nt
Organism: Suillus clintonianus
Lineage: Eukaryota; Fungi; Basidiomycota; Agaricomycetes; Boletales; Suillaceae
Exons: 6
Coding region: 178-1842 (554 amino acids)
Biological process (GO): inositol biosynthetic process; phospholipid biosynthetic process
Cellular component (GO): cytoplasm
Molecular function (GO): inositol-3-phosphate synthase activity
Source: RefSeq, a predicted model, not a curated record